CCCGAAUGCAUUUCCCUAAGGAAACUGAACUUAGCACCGCCUGCGAAAGCUUGGAGGCCCUGUGCAAAACAUCGUGUUGCUCUUCUUGCUCCCUUUCCUCACGGCCUUUACUCUGAAGCGGUUAGCUGCCACACCAAUCCUCUUAAACCCCCAAACAUUUGAGAGUGACAACUUAAGCUGACAACAGUGGCCUCAGGAGGGACUUCUCCUAUAAUGGCGCCUGCGUCAGACACUAACAUGGCGGACACAGUCGUGCGCGGCGCAAACGUCAGCACCUCUACCACAGCGGCUCAGAAACAGCAGAGGAGAGCGAGACCGUGCCCACUGAUUGGCUCGUCACUGGAGCGUGCCGGUCGGGACGCUCCCAUAGGAGCCAAUCAGAAAAGCGAGAGACCGAAUUGGCCGCUGCGCCUCCUCCCGAGGCAUGCUGGGAGCCUGGAGGACUAGCGAGGAGGAGUUGAGAGAACGGAGCGGACGCCAUGGCGACCAACAUCGAGCAGAUUUUUAGGUCUUUCGUGGUCAGUAAAUUCCGGGAAAUUCAACAGGAGCUUUCCAGUGGAAGGAAUGAAGGCCAGCUGAAUGGUGAAACAAAUACACCUAUUGAAGGAAACCAGGCAGGUGAUGCAGCUGCCUCUGCCAGGAGCCUACCAAAUGAAGAAAUAGUGCAGAAGAUAGAAGAAGUACUUUCUGGGGUCUUAGAUACAGAACUACGAUAUAAGCCAGACCUGAAAGAGGCCUCCAGAAAAAGUAGAUGUGUAUCUGUACAAACAGAUCCUACUGAUGAAAUUCCCACCAAAAAGUCAAAGAAGCAUAAAAAGCACAAAAACAAAAAGAAGAAAAAGAAGAAAGAAAAGGAAAAAAAAUAUAAAAGACAGCCAGAAGAAUCUGAGUCAAAGCCGAAAUCUCAUCAUGAUGGGAACAUAGAUUUAGAAUCUGAGUCAUUUCUAAAGUUUGAUUCUGAACCUUCAGCGAUGGCACUGGAGCAUCCUAUAAGAGCAUUUGGCCUGUCUGAGACCAGUGAAUCCCCUGCAGUUGUGCUAGAACCUCCUAUUGUAUCGAUGGAGGUAUCAGAGUCAUACAUCUUAGAAACUCCGAAGCCAGCUAUAAAAACUGCGGAACUGUCAGUUGCGUCCACAUCAGUAAUCUCAGAGCAGUCAGAACAGUCUGUGGCAGUAACGCUGGAACCAUCCACGACAAAGAUUCUAGAUUUCUUUUCAACAGCACCAGUGCCUACUACAACAGUAGUGCAGCAGUCAUCUGAGCCAGUUGUAACAAUGUCAGUGGAGUACCAGAUGAAAUCUAUGCUGAAAUCUUUAGAGAGCACAUCUCCGGAGCCAUCAAAGAUCAUGUUGGUAGAGCCUCCAGUAGCAAAAGUGCUAGAACCAUCAGAAACCUUUGUGGUAUCAUCAGAGACACCUACUGAGGUGCACCCUGAGCCAAGCACAUCAACAACAAUGGAUUUUCCAGAAUCAUCUGCAACUGAAGUGCUAAGAUUGCCAGAGCAGCCUAUAGAAGUACCAUCGCAGAUUGCAGAUUCAUCCAUGACAAGACCGCAGGAGUUGCUGGAGCUGCCUAAGAUCACAGCGUUGGAGCUGCCGGAGUCGUCGGUGGCCUCAGCGAUAGAGUUGCCGGGGCCACCUUCGACCUCCGUGCUGGAGUUGCAGGGGCCCUCUGUGACUCCAGUGCUGGAGUUACCUGGGCCCUCUGCUACCCCAGUGCCAGAGUUGCCAGGGCCCCUUUCUACCCCAGUGCCUGAGUUGCCAGGGCCUCUUGCGACAGCAGUGCCUGAGUUGCCGGGGCCCUCUGUGACACCAGUGCCACAGUUGUCGCAGGAAUUGCCAGGGCUUCCAGCACCAUCUGUGGGGUUGGAGCCACCACAGGAGGUACCAGAGCCACCUGUGAUGGCACAGGAGUUGCCAGGGCUGCCUGCGGUGACAGCAACAGUAGAGUUGCCAGGGCAGCCUGCGGUAACGGUAGCAAUGGAGUUGACCGAACAACCUGUGACGACGACAGAGUUGGAGCAGCCUGUGGGGAUGACAACGGUGGAACAUCCUGGGCAUCCUGAGGUGACAACGGCAACAGGGUUGCUGGGGCAGCCUGAGGCAACGAUGGUGCUGGAGUUGCCAGGACAGUCAGUGGCAACGACAGCGCUGGAGUUGCCGGGGCAGCCUUCGGUUACUGGGGUGUCAGAAUUGCCAGGGCUGCCUUCGGCAACUAGGGCACUGGAGUUGUCAGGUCAGCCUGUGGCAACUGGGGCACUAGAGUUGCCUGGGCAGCUCAUGGCAACUGGGGCACUGGAGUUCUCAGGGCAGCCUGGGGCAGCUGGAGCAUUGGAGCUUUUGGGGCAGCCUCUGGCAACAGGGGUGCUGGAGUUGCCAGGGCAGCCUGGGGCACCAGAGUUGCCUGGGCAGCCUGUGGCAACUGUGGCGCUGGAGAUCUCUGUUCAGUCUGUGGUGACAACAUCGGAGCUGUCAACGAUGACCGUGUCGCAGUCCCUGGAGGUGCCCUCGACGACAGCGCUGGAAUCCUAUAAUACGGUAGCACAGGAGCUGCCUACUACAUUGGUGGGGGAGACUUCUGUAACAGUAGGAGUGGAUCCCUUGAUGGCCCAAGAACCCCAUAUGUUAGCUUCUAACACCAUGGAGACCCAUAUGUUAGCAUCCAACGCCAUGGACUCCCAAAUGCUAGCAUCCAACGCCAUGGACUCCCAGAUGCUAGCGUCCAACGCCAUGGACUCCCAGAUGUUAGCCUCUAGCACUAUGGACUCCCAGAUGUUAGCAACCAGCUCCAUGGACUCCCAGAUGUUAGCAACCAGCUCCAUGGACUCCCAGAUGUUAGCAACCAGCUCCAUGGACUCCCAGAUGUUAGCAACCAGCUCCAUGGACUCCCAGAUGUUAGCAACCAGCUCCAUGGACUCCCAGAUGUUAGCAACCAGCUCCAUGGACUCCCAGAUGUUAGCAACCAGCUCCAUGGACUCCCAGAUGUUAGCAACCAGCUCCAUGGACUCCCAGAUGUUAGCAACCAGCUCCAUGGACUCCCAGAUGUUAGCAACCAGCUCCAUGGACUCCCAGAUGUUAGCAACCAGCUCCAUGGACUCCCAGAUGUUAGCAACCAGCUCCAUGGACUCCCAGAUGUUAGCAACCAGCUCCAUGGACUCCCAGAUGUUAGCAACCAGCUCCAUGGACUCCCAGAUGUUAGCAACCAGCACCAUGGACUCCCAGAUGUUAGCAACUAGCUCUAUGGACUCCCAGAUGUUAGCAUCUGGCACCAUGGACUCUCAGAUGUUAGCUUCUGGCACCAUGGAUGCUCAGAUGUUAGCGUCUGGUACCAUGGAUGCCCAGAUGUUAGCGUCUAGUACCCAAGAUUCUUCUAUGUUGGGUUCAAAAUCUCCUGACCCUUACAGGUUAGCUCAGGAUCCUUACAGGUUAGCUCAGGAUCCCUAUAGGUUGGGUCAUGACCCCUACAGAUUAGGUCAUGAUGCUUACAGGUUAGGACAGGACCCCUAUAGAUUAGGCCAUGAUCCCUACAGACUAACUCCUGAUCCCUAUAGGAUGUCACCUAGACCCUAUAGGAUAGCACCUAGGUCCUAUAGAAUAGCACCCAGGCCAUACAGGUUAGCACCGAGACCCCUGAUGUUAGCAUCUAGACGUUCUAUGAUGAUGUCCUAUGCUGCAGAACGUUCUAUGAUGUCAUCUUAUGAACGUUCUAUGAUGUCAUAUGAGCGGUCCAUGAUGUCCCCUAUGGCUGAGCGUUCUAUGAUGUCGGCCUAUGAGCGCUCUAUGAUGUCAGCCUAUGAGCGCUCUAUGAUGUCCCCUAUGGCUGAGCGCUCUAUGAUGUCAGCUUAUGAACGCUCUAUGAUGUCAGCUUAUGAGCGCUCCAUGAUGUCACCAAUGGCUGAUCGAUCUAUGAUGUCCAUGGGUGCUGACCGGUCUAUGAUGUCGUCAUACUCUGCUGCUGACCGGUCUAUGAUGUCAUCGUACUCUGCAGCUGACCGAUCUAUGAUGUCAUCUUAUACUGCUGAUCGUUCAAUGAUGUCUAUGGCAGCAGAUUCUUACACUGAUUCUUACACUGAUACAUACACAGAGGCAUAUAUGGUGCCACCUUUGCCUCCUGAAGAGCCCCCAACUAUGCCACCUUUGCCACCCGAGGAGCCACCUGUGACGCCACCAUUGCCUCCUGAGGAACCACCAGAGGGUCAGGCAUUACCCACUGAGCAGUCAGCAUUAACAGCUGAAAAUACUUGGCCUACAGAGGUGCCAGCAUUACCUACUGAAGAGUCUGUAUCACAACCUGAGCCUCCUGUUAGUCAAAGUGAGAUUUCAGAGCUUUCAGCAGUGCCUGCUAAUUAUUCAGUAUCUGCACCAGAGCUUUCUGUGUUAGCGUCAGAGGCUGCCGUGACUGUUCCAGAACCACUAGAGCCAGAGUCUUCAGUUACAUCAACACCUGUAGAGUCUGGUGUAGUAGCAGAAGAACAUGAAAUUGUUCCAGAGAGACCAGAGAUUUCUAUGGUGUCCGAAACUCCCAUAGUGUCAGCUGAACCAACUGAGUUAACAUCAGAGCCUCCUAUUAUAUCAGAGACAGCAGAAAUAUUUGAUUCCUUGAGGGCUUCAGGACAUACUGUUUCAGAGGUUUCUACAUCCUUGCUGGAGCCAGCAGUAACCAUUCCAGAGCCAGCAGAGAGCAGCAUUCUGGAACCGCCAGCCAUAGCUUCCCUGGAGCCUCUGGCCAUGGCUGCCUCAGAGCCUCUUGCCAUGGCUGUCCCAGAGCCCCCAGCCAUGGCUACCCUAGAGCCCCUAGCUGUGGCUGUCCCGGAGCCCCCGGCCAUGGCUGCCCCGGAGCACCUGGCCGUGGCUGCCCCGGAACCUCUGGCCAUGGCUGCCCCAGAACCUCUGGCCGUGGUUGUCCCGGAACCUCUGGCCGUGGCUGUCCUUGAACCUCUGGCUGUGGCUGAGCCAGAGCUUGUUAACAUUCCUGUGCCAGUCGUUUCUGCCCUGGAGCCUGCUGUGCCUGUCCUGGAACCAGUGGCGUCAGUCCUUCAACCUGCUAUAAUUGUUUCAGAACCAUCUGUUUCUUUCCAGGAAUCCACUGUGACAAUUUCAGAGCCUGCUGUUACUGUCUCAGAGCAGACUCAGGUAAUAUCAACUGAGAUAGUUUUAGAAUCUGCAUCAAUGAUACUGGAGUCCAGUGUUAUAUCUUCAUCACAUGUUAUGAAAGGAAUGAAUUUACUGUCUGGUGAUCAAAAUCUUGCUCCAGAGAUAGGCAUGCAGGAGAUUCCAUUGCAUUCAGGUGAAGAGACACAUGCUGAAGGAUACCAGAAAAGUGACUCUUACGAAAGUGAACAUGGUAUGACUAUAGAUCUUAAUAUAAAUAAUCAUUUAAUUGCUAAAGAGGUAGAACAUAAUACAGUGUCUGCUGCUAGCACUGAUCCUGUUGGUGAAAUUGGUGCAGAGAACAUUUUACCCCGCAAUGAGACUAAACAAUGCACAGUAUUGGAUACCUGCCCUGGUGUUAAUGAAAUUGAUGGAGGAACUCUAUCUUCUACUGGUCCUCUUGCUCUGGAACCUGAUGCAACAGAAAUUAGUAAGGAUAUUGAAUUUAUCACAUCAUCUGCUCUCAGUUUAGUUAAUAAAUAUGAUGUUGAAGAAUCUUUAACUACUCAAGAUACUGAACAUGACAUGAUAAUUUCCACCAGCCCCAGUGGUGGUAGUGAAGCUGACAUAGAGGGACCUUUGCCUGCUAAAGACAUUCAUCUUGACUUACCAACUAAUCUUGUUAGUAAGGGUACAGAAGAACCAUUACCUGUGAAAGAGAGUGACCAGACAUCAGUUGUUCUCAGCCCUAAAGAAAGUAGUGGAGAAGAUGAAGUACCUCUCUCUACUAAAGAGAUACCAUCUGAUUCAGGAUUUUCUGCCAAUGUUGAUGAUAUUAAUGAAGCAGAUUUAGUGAGACCCUUACUUCCCAAGGACAUGGAACGUCUUACAAGCCUUAGAGCUGGUCUUGAAGGACCUUUACUUGCAAGUGAAGUUGAACGUGACAAAUCUGUUGCCAGUCCAGUUGUAACUAAUAUACCAGAAAGAGCUUCAGAGUCUUCUUCAGAGGAAAAGGAUGAUUAUGAAAUUUUUGUUAAAGUUAAGGACACACAUGAAAAAAGCAAGAAAAAUAAGAACCGUGACAAAGGUGAGAAAGAGAAGAAAAGAGAUUCUUCAUUAAGAUCUCGAAGUAAGCGUUCCAAGUCUUCUGAACACAAAUCACGCAAGCGUACCAGUGAGUCUCGUUCCAGGGCAAGGAAGAGAUCAUCUAAGUCUAAGUCUCAUCGCUCUCAAACACGGUCACGGUCACGGUCGCGACGCAGGAGGAGGAGCAGCAGGUCAAGAUCAAAGUCUAGAGGAAGGCGAUCUGUAUCAAAAGAGAAGCGCAAAAGAUCUCCAAAGCACAGAUCCAAGUCCAGGGAAAGAAAAAGAAAAAGAUCAAGCUCCAGGGAUAACCGGAAAACAGUAAGAGCUCGAAGUCGCACCCCAAGCCGUCGGAGUCGGAGUCACACUCCGAGUCGUCGAAGAAGGUCUAGGUCUGUGGGUAGAAGAAGGAGCUUCAGCAUUUCCCCGAGCAGACGGAGCCGCACCCCCAGCCGCCGGCGGAGCCGCACUCCCAGCCGGCGGAGCCGCACCCCUAGCCGGCGGAGCCGCACCCCCAGCCGGCGGAGCCGCACCCCUAGCCGGCGGAGCCGCACCCCCAGCCGACGGAGAAGAUCAAGGUCUGUGGUAAGAAGACGAAGCUUCAGUAUAUCACCAGUCAGAUUAAGGCGAUCAAGAACACCCUUGAGGAGAAGGUUUAGUAGAUCACCCAUCCGUCGUAAAAGAUCCAGGUCUUCUGAAAGAGGCAGAUCACCCAAACGUCUGACAGAUUUGGAUAAGGCUCAAUUACUUGAAAUAGCCAAAGCUAAUGCAGCUGCCAUGUGUGCUAAGGCUGGUGUUCCUUUACCGCCAAACCUAAAGCCUGCACCUCCACCUACAAUAGAAGAGAAAGUUGCUAAAAAGUCAGGAGGAGCUACUAUAGAAGAACUAACUGAGAAAUGCAAACAGAUCGCACAGAGUAAAGAAGAUGAUGAUGUAAUAGUGAAUAAACCUCACGUUUCGGACGAAGAGGAAGAGGAACCUCCUUUUUAUCAUCAUCCCUUUAAACUCAGUGAACCCAAGCCCAUUUUUUUCAAUCUGAAUAUUGCUGCAGCAAAGCCAACUCCACCAAAAAGCCAGGUAACAUUAACAAAAGAAUUUCCUGUGUCAUCUGGAUCUCAGCAUCGAAAAAAAGAAGCAGAUAGUGUUUAUGGAGAGUGGGUUCCUGUAGAGAAAAAUGGUGAAGAAAACAAAGAUGAUGAUAAUGUUUUCAGCAGCAAUUUGCCUUCGGAGCCUGUGGACAUUUCAACUGCAAUGAGUGAACGGGCACUUGCUCAGAAAAGACUCAGUGAGAAUGCAUUUGACCUUGAAGCCAUGAGCAUGUUGAAUCGGGCUCAGGAACGGAUUGAUGCCUGGGCUCAGCUGAACUCUAUUCCUGGCCAGUUCACAGGAAGUACGGGAGUACAGGUUCUGACACAAGAACAAUUGGCUAAUACUGGUGCCCAAGCCUGGAUUAAAAAGGAUCAGUUCUUAAGAGCAGCCCCGGUAACUGGAGGAAUGGGAGCCGUUUUGAUGAGAAAAAUGGGCUGGAGAGAAGGAGAAGGAUUAGGAAAAAACAAAGAAGGAAAUAAGGAACCUAUCCUAGUUGAUUUUAAGACAGACCGAAAAGGUCUUGUUGCAGUAGGAGAAAGAGCACAAAAGAGGUCUGGGAACUUCUCUGCUGCAAUGAAAGAUCUAUCAGGCAAACAUCCUGUGUCUGCUUUGAUGGAAAUCUGUAAUAAGAGAAGGUGGCAACCACCUGAAUUUCUCUUGGUCCAUGACAGUGGCCCUGAUCAUCGCAAACAUUUUCUCUUUAGGGUAUUGAUAAAUGGAAGCGCUUACCAGCCCAGCUUUGCCAGCCCUAAUAAGAAGCAUGCUAAAGCCACAGCAGCUACUGUGGUUCUUCAAGCAAUGGGCCUUGUACCAAAGGACCUCAUGGCUAAUGCCACUUGCUUCAGGAGUGCCUCACGUAGAUAGAUUGAGGUUUUAUAUUAAUCAUUUCAGAUAAUUUUACUCUGCAUCACAAUGUAUUUCCUCUUUAAUGUUGUAAAUAUUUGGCAAUUUAAGACAUUGUGUAAAAAACAAUCUGUACAAACAUCUCCAGGCUUUGAUUUUUGUACCAUGGAAAUUGUAUUUAACCAUACAGGGUUUUGGUAUGUUUAUAUUGUUUACCUUAGUGAUGUAUUUGUUUAAGUGGCUAACAUCCAAACGAUUGUUUGAAGGCAUCAGUAAUAUUCAGUGUGGAAUGUUAAAUAACGCUUUUAUACUGUAUUUUGUACUAUGAUGUAACUCCCCUUCCUUAUGGCUAGGCUGCUGUAACACUUGCCUGUAAUCAGUGAAGGGCUGUGCACCUUGUACUAUUUCACAAUGGGUUCUGCUGGACAGAUACUGGGCCAGUGUUAUUGAGGUAAUCAAGCAAGAUCUGUUCCACAGGGCUAAUUGCCACGAUCUCCCCUUAAAAUUUUGUAGAGGUUAUAAAAAAGUGGUAUGUUUUGUGUGAUGAACAGCACUAAGUCCUGCGUUCCUGUUAAAGCCACUUGAGUCAUAAGAAGGGAGUUAAAAUGAAGUCUGACUAGAAUUCUACUGCAGAGGCCAAGUACAUUUAGUAUGGCAUUGAGUUGUGAUAUAGUUUUACUUUGAUGUGCAUUUUGAACUUCAGCUACACCUAGAUAGACAUAAAAUAAUAAUAAAAAUGCUGUAACCAUCUUAUCUAAUAAAAUUGGCAACAGCCACUAUUUUGUUGACUAUGAGAAAGUUUAAAUUUAUGUUAAUUUUUAGGGUCUGAUAGAAUAUUUCAUGUGUAUUACAGUGGUAUUCAUAUGCUAUGUCUCUAAACUUUAUUUUCAAAAGCUUAAGGCCCAAAUACAAACUUCUCUGAAAUAAA
Messenger RNA from Galeopterus variegatus (Sunda flying lemur), 9033 nucleotides. It is a transcript of the gene SON, whose product is annotated as SON DNA binding protein. Gene Ontology annotation, molecular function: protein binding; RNA binding. The record is from RefSeq and is a predicted model, not a curated record. The transcript is spliced from 13 exons. The coding region runs from base 480 to 8126 and encodes 2548 amino acids. Lineage: Eukaryota; Metazoa; Chordata; Mammalia; Dermoptera; Cynocephalidae. Gene Ontology annotation, biological process: regulation of mRNA splicing, via spliceosome; regulation of cell cycle.